This is a messenger RNA of Eimeria necatrix, 678 nucleotides long. RefSeq lists its product as hypothetical. The transcript has 4 exons. NCBI's taxonomy places the organism in Eukaryota, Apicomplexa, Conoidasida, Eucoccidiorida, Eimeriidae. Bases 1 to 678 code for a protein of 225 amino acids. The record is from RefSeq and is a predicted model, not a curated record.
AUGAGGACAGUAGAAGAGCUGCACUGCCACACGGUGGCGGAGCUGAGCGCGGCCUGUCGGGCUUUGGGGCUUCCCGUGAAGGGUUUGAAGAAAGAUCUUGUUUGCCGCCUCAUGGCUUUUGAAAAGACGCGAGGGCCCCUGCCUCCCGAGCUGCUGCACCGCCGCCCCUUCCAGCGGCAGCGGCAGCCGCCGCCUCCGCCCCCGCUGCAGCAGCAGCAGCAGCAGCAGCACCAGCAGCAGCAGCAGCAGCAGCAGCAGCAGCAGCAGCACGUGAGCCCCCGCCGGGUGUACAUACAGCCCGCGGGGGUUGUGGAUCACCCCACAGCAGCGCAGGAGCAGCAGCGGGCGAAGCAGCACUUCCUGCAGUAUCAGCAGCAGCAGCAGCAGCUGCUGCAGCAGCAGCAGCUGCUGCUGCUGCAGCAGCAGCAGCAGCAGCAACACCGACACGCAGCAACUCUCCCAGCUAGCCACGCAGCUAGCCAGGCAGCUAGCCGCCACCACCCGGCUCCCCACCGCCCCCGCAACGCCUUAUCUUCUGCCCACAACUGUGGAGCUUCUGCAACGGGGGGCCAGUGUGUCUGCGGCGAUGAGCUGUCGCUGCAGCAGCAGCAGCUGCUGCUGCAGCAGCAGCAGCCGCUGAUUUGCUGCAGCAGCUGCGGGGCGCACUGCGUGAGUUAG